AUGGCAUCUAGAGAUGGCCAAUCAAAGAGGGGUCGUCAUGGCUCUUCUCCAGAACACCAAUCCGAGGCUGGACCAUCUCAGCGUCGUAGACGAAUAGAAAGACAGAGGAUGCCAGAAGAUGAACGUAAGGCACGCCAACAGCGGAGAUAUCGAUUACGGGAGCAGCGUGAGAAGAAAGAUGAAGAUUCUGAAGCAACCGGCUCAAAUCUGCCAGCCGUAGCUGAAGAACAAAGAGCAAGCUCAAAUGAGCCGGCGAAAAUAGAAAGCACAGAAAUCGAGGUCAUCGAGGAGCUAAAGCCGUGGGAGACUCUAGUCAUCGGUUGUGAUUUUGGAUAUAAUUUGAGCUAUAUCGAAGAAAAGGAUCGUGAGAUCGAACAGCACCGAUACAUUGUAAAGUACCACCAGGAGCACUCACCAGAUGAAGUUGCGCAUAAGCAAAAAGUUCUCGACAAGCUGAUAAAAGAGAGAUCGGAAAUGGAAGACAACGAAGAGAAUAAUAUGCCCAAAAAUCAGAGAGAGGAGAAGAAUCGAAUCGGAGAACGUCUAGAAGCGUUGAACUGGGCACUUGACACUUGUCAAUGCGAAGCCGAAGAGGCCAACAUCCAAGCCGCCAUCCAGGGGUAUCAUUCCGGAGACAUACCGUACUCGGACAACUUUACACUCAUCUACGCCGGGCAUAUUGCCGAUGUGUGCCCAACGUAUCGGUCCUUUUGUGUAGAUAGAAAGGAGAGGCUCGAUCGGUACUACGCAAGGUUCGGACCGGGUUGGCUCUGGUAUGAACCGCCUCUGUCUGAGGGAAAUGAUGGCGUGUUGGCAAAGAAGGGCUUAUGCCUCAAGCGUGCGAGGCCGCCAUCAGCGUAUGACAUAGGAAAUUACCCUGUAUAUCAGAGUUUUACCAUUGACAGGACGAAAGUAAGUAGAGAGGAUGAGAAAACUUACGAAAGGAUGCCCGAGAAAGAGAGGCCACCGAAGAACCCCCGAUCCACCGUUCACCUCAAAACCAUCUUAGACAGCGGAGCAACCUUCCCGCUUUUGCCCGUAUCCGACUUUCAACAUCUAGACAUCGACCUGAGAUGGUUGGCCGCGCAAGGCGUCUUGAAGGUUGCAACGGCAACCGAGAUUAUAAUACGUAGGUUCUUCGAGUUUCGUGUAUCGGUCUGUACAGAAAAGGGUGAAAGUAUUGUAGGAAAAGGGGAUGAUGCGGUAUAUCCUGACGAGGAACGAGUACUCGGAGGUCCCUGUCCAGUCGUACUCGAUCAUGCGAAAAAGGUGAAAGGGAAGUGGACGGAUCGUCUGAGUGGCAUGAUGCCGUUCGAAUAUUGCUACAUAUCCUCAGCGCCAACAGGGAUGGAAUUUUGGCUCGGAGAGGAUCGUAGAGAUGUGCUGGGGUCGAGACGCAUGCCAGCACUCGCGCGGUAUGAUCCAGAGACGGAGAUAUACGUCGAUACUCCAAAAGAUUUCGAAGCAUUGCAAGGCCGGGCACAGACGCCUGACGAAGUGAUAUUCAAACAUCAUUUUAGAGAGAAACAAGCAACGACUUUUGUCGAUAGAGACUGGCCGAGGAUGCGAGGGAGGUGUGAGCUAUCAGCCACCGAACUUUCUCCAAAUGAUCAAGGAUGGUAUGAACCCAAGGAAACGCGGAAGUGCAUAUUGGAACCACGAGUAGGCUCGGUUUGGAAAUCAUCUUGGACUCCCGCAUGGCGAUAUGAUCUGCUGUCUAAAGCUGAAUUAGAGAAUCCAAGGUAUCAAAGUAUAAAUCAGGACCCAUUGGCAUCAUCGAGGGGGUGGGUAUAG
Annulohypoxylon maeteangense is the source of this 1794-nucleotide messenger RNA. RefSeq lists its product as uncharacterized. The transcript has 2 exons. The record is from RefSeq and is a predicted model, not a curated record. Lineage: Eukaryota; Fungi; Ascomycota; Sordariomycetes; Xylariales; Hypoxylaceae. The coding region runs from base 1 to 1794 and encodes 597 amino acids.